AUGACGAGCAUGAGAUCACAAAACAGGAGAGCCACACCCCCGCGAGGACGGAGACCGCGUCGUCAUCUCAAACGAACUCAUCACUACGCGACUAACACCGAUCCUUCAUCUCGAUGCCGGAGAUGGCUUAAGACUAACCCAUACAGGGGAGAAGUGUCGACCGCGGAAAUAACAGAAACGGAAAGACGCGUUUUAAAAAUCGUGCAAGACGAACAAUUUCACGCUGAAAGAGAAAGGUUGAAGACAGCGGGAGGAGUCAAGAGCACAAGGCUCGCCGCGUUAAAUCCGAUCCUUAACGAAGAAGGUUUAAUUCGAGUGGGGGGUCGACUUCGAAACGCAAAUUUAAGUUUCCACGAGAAAUGUCCGAUAUUAUUGCCCUCACACCACCACGUCACCGAUCUCAUUAUCCGAAAACUCCAUGAACAAAACUUUCACGCCGGUAUACAGACUAUCCUCUAUGCCCUUCGACAACGUUUUUGGCUCCUCGACGGCAAGAAUCAGGUGCGAAGAAUCGUACGUCAUUGCGUACGUUGCAUCCGAUUCCGUGCAUCCGGCAUCCAGUAUAAAACGGGAAAUUUACCAAGCUCGCGAGUGCAGGAAGCCACUGCAUUCUCCCACGUCGGAGUAGAUUUCUUCGGUCCAAUCUACGCGAAAGAAAAGAAGUACCGUAAUAAAGGUCGCGUUAAAAUAUACGGGUGCAUCUUCCUCUGCAUGACUAUCAAGGCUGUACACAUCGAAUUAGUCAGCGAUCUGACUACAGAUGUCUUUUUGGCCGCUUUCCGGCGGUUUGUGAGUCGAAAAACUAUUCCAACUCACGUCUAUUCUGAUAAUGGAACUAACUUCGUCAGGGCUAAUAACCAAUUAAAGAAACUGUAUGCCUUGAUCGAGUCGGACGAGAAUAAGACGAAGGUCCAUGAUUUCGCGGUAGAUUGUAAAAUCUCAUGA
Molecule: messenger RNA, 945 nt
Organism: Polistes dominula (European paper wasp)
Lineage: Eukaryota; Metazoa; Arthropoda; Insecta; Hymenoptera; Vespidae
Source: RefSeq, a predicted model, not a curated record